Molecule: messenger RNA, 801 nt
Organism: Bacidia gigantensis
Lineage: Eukaryota; Fungi; Ascomycota; Lecanoromycetes; Lecanorales; Ramalinaceae
Exons: 4
Coding region: 1-801 (266 amino acids)
Source: RefSeq, a predicted model, not a curated record
AUGUCGUCAACUCAACUCGCUUUCACCCUCUCCACCAGCACCAAGAUCAAGACCGUCCACCUUCUUGGCUCCUGGGACAACUACGCAGGGCAGCUUCCCAUGUCCAAGGAUUCCUCCAAGCCUGGUAAAUGGAAGGGCACGUUCCGCUUCGGUAGCUCCACGCUCAAGCCAGGCAAACGCUAUUGGUACUACUAUAUCAUCGAUGGCUACCACGUGUCUCACGAUCCAUCAACCAAUAGCACCAAGGAGCCCACCACGGGUCGUCUCCUCAACAUCCUCGAUGUCCUCGCCUCCAAGGAUAGCUCUAGCAGACACAGCAAGCACGCCUCGGCUGAGAUUCCCAAAGGCCGCUCCGUCUCUCCAAGCAAGAUCGUUUGUCCCAAACCCAGCAAGCCCUACGCCUCUCGUGCCGUACGAGAAGCCGACUACAGCCACUCGCCAGUCUACGACGACCUUGCCGCUCAGCUCGAGAAAUCUUCACUCUAUCAAGUCCGCGACAUCUCACCGCCCUCUUCCGUCGUGAUCCCAGCUCAUCGUCAAGCGGAGGCAGCAAAUGCUCCUGCAAUCGCUAUGGCGUCACUCGCCGUGGCGACCGUGUCAAGAUGGAUUGCGGCGGCUCACGAUGCGGAUACAGCGACGACAGCUCCUCGUGCAGCAACAUUGAGUCGAGCUCGGAGUCCGAAAGCGAAAGCGAAGACGAGAGACCCACAAUUAGGAAAUCCAUGGGUGGGUCGAGCAAGGCACGGUUUCCUCUGGUGGACGAAGGCGAUGAACAAUGAAAUGAUGACAUACACUGAUUGA